Molecule: messenger RNA, 668 nt
Organism: Glycine soja
Lineage: Eukaryota; Viridiplantae; Streptophyta; Magnoliopsida; Fabales; Fabaceae
Product: protein SRC1-like
Exons: 2
Coding region: 68-406 (112 amino acids)
Molecular function (GO): metal ion binding
Source: RefSeq, a predicted model, not a curated record
CCCAUGGGGUCAGAUCAUACCAAAAACAAAACAAGCCAAGUGAAAGAGAGAAGAAAAGUCAAAGACAAUGUCAGGGAUCAUUCACAAGAUUGAGGAGACCCUUCAUGUGGGAGGCCACAAGAAGGAGGAGGAGCACAAGGGUGAGCAGCACCAUGGUGGAGAAUACAAAGGGGAGCAUCAUGGUGAACACAGUACUGAAUACAAAGGAGAGCAUCAUGUUGGUGAGCACAAGCCGGAGCACCAUGGAGGAGAAGAGCACAAAGAGGGGUUCCUAGACAAGAUCAAGGACAAGAUCCACGGCGAGGAGGGUGGCGCCACCGCCGAGGGCGAGAAGAAGAAGAAGAAGAAGGAGAAGAAGAAGCAUGAACAUGGCCAUGACAGCAGCAGCAGCAGUGACAGUGAUUAGAUUAUCUCCCACUGCUGCAUCACCUAUAUAUCUUAUAAGGUGUAUGGGACCAUAGUAGUGAGGGCUGUGUCUUUCUCUUUUUUUCCUACUUGUCAUUUAUAUUUAUGAGCGAGAGAAAUAGUGCGUGUAUCUGGUUGCUAAUUCGAGUGCUAUUAGUCUGUGGUUUCGUUGAUUUGUAACCCCUCUGCUUUGGUUAUGCUGGAUUGUAUAUUAUCCUUAAAGAAAUAAAAGAUUAAAUUAUCAGUGCGUAUUAGUAGUAUUA